AAAACACAAGGACAAGUACAACUAGACAUGACACAAGGGUCAUUCUCUGAAGACGUCCAUGUUGCUCAAAGCCCAGAGCUCACCAGCAGGCUACAGGGGAGCUGAUCUGAGCUGCAGUCAUCGAGGAUCCACGCUCUCUCUGGCGACAGAGGCCGACAGUGUUCUCUCCAGAGAAGCAGAGUCGCAGAGGGCCGGAUCUGUGUGCUUGAUGGAGUCGUUCCCCAUGCUGAGCAGAGCGUCGAGCAGGAACAUGGAGAGGGACUGGGAGAACGGCUCCAUCGCCUCCUUCAUCACGUCAGCGGAGUACAAUGGUCCUAAACUCUUCAAGGAGCUGAGCUCCAAGUCCAACAAGCCAAUCAUCAUCAACGCCAUCGCUCACUGCUGCCUGGCUGGGAAGGUUAAUGAGAUGCAGAAGAAUGUUAUUCUAUUCUAUCAUCCUCUUCCGCGACGGCGGGUGCAUGUUCUCGUACACGCCGGAGAAGUAGGAGAUCGUCAAGUUCAAGGGGGGGGUUAG
Molecule: messenger RNA, 514 nt
Organism: Cottoperca gobio
Lineage: Eukaryota; Metazoa; Chordata; Actinopteri; Perciformes; Bovichtidae
Product: calmodulin-regulated spectrin-associated protein 1-B-like
Exons: 5
Coding region: 59-514 (151 amino acids)
Biological process (GO): cytoplasmic microtubule organization; negative regulation of microtubule depolymerization
Cellular component (GO): microtubule minus-end
Molecular function (GO): microtubule minus-end binding; calmodulin binding
Source: RefSeq, a predicted model, not a curated record